Funneliformis geosporum is the source of this 969-nucleotide messenger RNA. The record is from the annotation of a GenBank genome assembly. Lineage: Eukaryota; Fungi; Glomeromycota; Glomeromycetes; Glomerales; Glomeraceae.
AUGCGUGAUCAGCAGAUGUAUAUGACAAAAUCACUUAAAGUGUCAAUCAAUGAUGCUAUGUCUGUAACACUUUCCCUAAUGAUGCCACCAAAAUUGAGAAAAAAGAAAAAAUCUUCAACAGCUCUUAAGGAAGACAUUCAAGCUAUCAAUGUUGCAUCGCCUUUCCCAAGGAAACCGUCUACAGGUAAAGGUGUUGAGUCCACUGAAAUUGCCCCAUCUACGAAAGACAGAGAGAAGAAAGAAGAGCUAGACAUUGAUGAUAAGCACAUUGAAGUCAUCAAGGACCAGGAGGUCUUCGGUUCAAACUUUCUGCUCUUGUCUGAAGAGAAACUUAGAAGCAUCGGAAUGUCACUUAGAUCAGCUACAAGAAUUGCAGAAUUUGCUAAAGAAAUCUCUGGUAAAAUCAAGCAUAGAUAUGAAGAAUUACCAGAAGAUUUAAGUAAUAUUAUAAAAAAUGCAGUACGUGAAGAAUUCUUCUGGCAAAAACCUGAUGUAAUUUCAGUAUCAAAGCUUUCUGAAACAAUGAUGAAAAAAAUUAUGGAUGAUAUUGAAAUAAAAACUGUAAAAGAUUUUAAAGAGGGUCAAGCAAUGGGAGAGUUAUUCUUAAUAGAUAAACUUCAUCCUACAAAUGCAAUAACCGUCUUAACAGAUUGUAAUGAUAAUUGGAUUAUUUACUUCUUCCUGAAAAUAAAUGAAGAACAAUACAUGGCAACUUCUAGAAUUGAUGAUCGUAAAAUCAAAAGCAUAACUGAAACAGUUGAUGCCAGAAUGGCAGACAUGGUUAGUGACAUGUCAGAACAGGAAUUAUACAACAUGACGGCACGAAAAAGGUUAAUGUUGGUAAGAGAUUAUUGUAGAUUAGAUGAACAACUACAAGUAGAUCAACUUAUUAGGCAGUUUAGUGAUAAUUAUGAAAAUCCACCACUGAUGAUGUUCGCUAAUGCAAAUAUUUUAGACAUUAAUAAAUAG